Pristis pectinata (smalltooth sawfish) is the source of this 954-nucleotide messenger RNA. It is a transcript of the gene mtnr1al, whose product is annotated as melatonin receptor type 1A like. Gene Ontology annotation, cellular component: membrane. The record is from RefSeq and is a predicted model, not a curated record. Gene Ontology annotation, molecular function: melatonin receptor activity. NCBI's taxonomy places the organism in Eukaryota, Metazoa, Chordata, Chondrichthyes, Rhinopristiformes, Pristidae. Gene Ontology annotation, biological process: G protein-coupled receptor signaling pathway. The coding region runs from base 1 to 954 and encodes 317 amino acids. The transcript has 2 exons.
AUGGCCGCGAUGAAGAAUCUGCCGAAGAAUCUCUCCCUUGGGGACGCGGAGGGGCUUCCCGAGAGGCGGCCGUGGGUGACCAGUGUCCUGGCCUCUGUGCUGAUUUUCACCAUCGUGGUCGACCUUCUGGGCAACUCGCUGGUCAUCGUCUCCGUUUUCAGGAACAAGAAGCUGCGGAGAGCAGGUAAUGCCUUUGUGGCAAGUCUCGCCAUUGCUGACCUCGUCGUGGCAAUUUAUCCCUAUCCUCUAAUACUAAUAGCAAUACUUCACAAUGGAUGGGUACAUGGCUACAUCCACUGUCAAAUGAGUGGGCUCCUCAUGGGACUGAGUGUCAUUGGCUCCAUUUUUAACAUCACUGGCAUUGCAAUCAACAGAUAUUGUUAUAUCUGUCAUGGUCCGAAAUAUGACAAGAUUUUCAGCCAUAGAAGCACAUCUUGCUAUGUGUUACUGGUCUGGAUGUUGACAUGUUUGGCAAUCAUUCCCAAUCUCUUUGUGGAAUCUCUUCAGUAUGAUCCUCGAAUAUACUCCUGCACUUUUGUUCAGUCAGUCAGUUCUUUCUACACAGUCACCAUCGUAGUCAUUCAUUUCCUUCUGCCGAUCAGCAUUGUCUCGUACUGCUACCUGCAUAUCUGGAUCUUUGUCAUCCGGGUCAGGAGGAGAGUUAAACCCGAAAAUCGAUCCAGGAUAAAUCCCCAUGACUUCAGGAACUUUCUGACUAUGUUUGUAGUGUUUGUGCUCUUUGCUAUUUGUUGGGCACCAUUGAACUUUAUCGGCCUGGGAGUAGCAGUUAACCCAAAGCUGGCAAACAUGAUACCAGAAUGGCUUUUCAUUGCCAGCUAUUUUAUGGCAUAUUUCAACAGCUGUUUGAAUGCUAUAGUGUAUGGUGUUUUAAACCACAACUUCAGACGGGAAUAUAAACAAAUAAUAAUAGAAAUUAUCAAUCUAUCUUGUUAA